Impatiens glandulifera is the source of this 1716-nucleotide messenger RNA. Its product is annotated as pentatricopeptide repeat-containing protein At5g66520-like. Gene Ontology annotation, molecular function: protein binding; RNA binding. Gene Ontology annotation, biological process: RNA modification. Bases 41 to 1666 code for a protein of 541 amino acids. Lineage: Eukaryota; Viridiplantae; Streptophyta; Magnoliopsida; Ericales; Balsaminaceae. The transcript has a single exon. The record is from RefSeq and is a predicted model, not a curated record.
CAGAACACUAGUGAGAGAAAUUUUCACAGCUUCCAUUUCUAUGUUCAAUAGUUUCAAAUCAAAUCUCAUUUUCUCAUUCUCGAGAAAACCAAUUUCAAAUCUCAACUUUUCUACUCUUAUUCAUCAUCUCCCUCCUCAUCCUUCUCUCCGUCAGACCCAACAAUUCCAUGCCCAUAUCAUCUCCGCCGGUCUCGCCGGCAACCCACAUCAAAUCGGUUCACUCAUCGCCGCAUUAUCACAUUCCCCAAAAAUCCCAUCAAAUUACGUUUCUUCAAUCCUCAAUCACGCCCAAAUCUCAACUGUUUUCGCCGCCAACAACUUGAUCCGCUGCUUCGCUAAGACCCAGUCGCCGCUUCAAUCGAUAGAGCUCUACGCCUUCAUGACGAAACAUGUUCAUCUCAAACCCAAUAAGUAUACUUACCCUUUUCUAUUUCAAGCUUGCGCUAAGGCAUUGGCGAUUACUGAAGGAUUUCAAAUUCAUACCCAUAUAUUAUUGAUGGGUUUUGAUUAUGAUGUUUACAUUAGAAAUUCUUUAAUCCAUUUGUAUAGCUCUUGUUCUAUGAUUGAUUUUGCGCAGAGGGUGUUUGAUGAUUGUUCUCAAUCUCGUGAUAUUGUUACUUGGAAUUCAUUAUUAGGUGCUUAUUCAAGAAAUGGUCAGAUUGAUAUUGCACUGAAACUGUUCGAUGAAAUGCCUGAAAGAGAUCUUAUAUCAUGGACUAUAAAAAUAAAUGGUCAUGUACAAUCCGGACAAUUAGAAGAAGCUUUAACAUGCUUUCAACAACUUAAACACAAUGGUUUGACACCAAAUGAAGCAAUCUUUGUCACAAUCCUAUCCGCAACCGCCCAACUAGGUUUACUCGAUCGUGGACGCGAAAUUCAUAAAUUCAUCGACUCAUCCGGUUUUCCAUUAACAAUCCCAAUCCAAACGGGGUUAAUCGAUAUGUACGCGAAAUGUGGAUCGAUUGAAGAAGCUAAGAACAUCUUUAAUAUCAUGUCGAAUAAAGGCAUUUCGACAUGGAAUGCUAUGAUUUGUGGUUUAGCUUCCCAUAGCCACGAACGAGAAGCCCUUAAACUCUUUGAGAGUUUUCUAAAGAAACGUUUACGACCCGAUAAUGUGACUUUCAUAGGGGUUCUUAAUGCGUGUAGCCGAGCCGGGCUAGUGAAUGAAGGCGAGUACUAUUUUAAGAUGAUGACCGAUACUUAUGAGAUUAAACCGGAGAUGGAACAUUUUGGUUGUAUGGUUGAUCUUUUGGGUCGAGCCGGGUUAGUUGAGAAAGCUAUUCGAUUGAUAGAGGACAUGCCGGUUAAACCGGAGUCAGGGUUAUGGGCGACGUUACUCGGUGCUUGUAAGAUUCAUGGGGAAGUUGAAUUGGGCGAGCGAAUUGGGAGAAAGGUGAUCGAACUUGAUCCGAACCAUGAUGGACAUUACGUGCAAUUAUCGGGAAUUUAUGCAAAUGCGAGAAAAUGGGACGAUGUAGUUAGGGUUAGGAGGUUAAUGAGGGAUAGGAAGGGUAAUAAAGGUGCGGGGUGGAGUUUAAUUGAAGACCGGGGAAAAGUUCAUCGUUUUGUUGUCGGAGAUAGAGAACAUAAGUGUUCAUCGGAUAUCUAUGGUAUACUUGAGAUAAUUGGGAAAACAAUUGUCGAGAAUGUUUCAUCCAUUCGAUAGAAACACAAUAAGUUCGGGGAAAUAUAUGUAUACAUUGUUAUGGUAAGAAA